Messenger RNA from Hypoxylon trugodes, 2922 nucleotides. RefSeq lists its product as uncharacterized. The record is from RefSeq and is a predicted model, not a curated record. Gene Ontology annotation, molecular function: structural constituent of nuclear pore. Gene Ontology annotation, biological process: ribosomal small subunit export from nucleus; mRNA export from nucleus; ribosomal large subunit export from nucleus. The transcript has 2 exons. The coding region runs from base 141 to 2795 and encodes 884 amino acids. Gene Ontology annotation, cellular component: nuclear pore. NCBI's taxonomy places the organism in Eukaryota, Fungi, Ascomycota, Sordariomycetes, Xylariales, Hypoxylaceae.
AACCAAAACAACAUCGCAAAUCAGCACACCGACCUACGCCGUGCCGUUUCUUCCUACGUCUCAGGCAGAAAUGCAAUUCUGCUGAUGACGCGACAGAAAUACCUUACCAAUCUUACCGAAACCCACCGAACCUUAGAAAAAUGCCUAAGAUAAAGAGCUAUACCCCCGCCUGGUUGUUGGCGCCCUCGCCCGGCCACGAUCUCUUUGUACCCAACACAAACGAAACCCCAACUACUUCAACCUUUACCUCUAAAGUCUCCUCCAGGGAUGGACCGCGACGAACGAUCGCUCGCCGUGGUACCGAAGUAUUUAUUGCGGUUGGAAAAGAAAUAAGAUGGGCAGACCUCGUCUAUGUAAAGGAGCGAUGGGAGGAAAAGCAAGCAAAGGCUCGAGGUGAUAUCCGGAUUAAGCGUGAGGAUUCCGAAGAGGAACUAUUAAGAGAGUCGAUAGAGACUGGUUGCGCAGAGGGUUUCCGAACUAUUAAAACCUCCGUUGGUAGCGAUAUCCAACAGCUCAUCAUAUCGCCGUAUGCGAACUUCAUGGCAGUUGUAACGACUCACACCAUUCGUAUCCUUCUCUUGCCCGAUUCUUCCCACCUCACAGCGCCGAGUCUUGAUGCCAUCAAACCGAAAUCAUGGACCUUAGGCCCAACAACUCAUGUUAUGGAUCGUUCGCCGAUCGCGUCUGCUAUAUGGCAUCCUUUGGGGGUUAAUGGCUCCGCGUUAGUUACGGUAACAAAGGAUGCUGUCGUCAGAGUCUGGGAGCUUUCCCAGAAGGAUCGAUGGUCUUUCGACACACCCUCCCUUACUAUUGAUUUGCAGAAGCUUGCGGACGGUACCUCUCUAGACCAGAACUUUGCUGCUUCGCCGGAUGUGACAAAUAAGGGGUUCUCCCCCGACUCGUUCGAGAUGGAUGUAGCGUCGGCGUGUUUCGCUGGUAGAGGUUCUGGUGGUUGGUCGCCGAUGACGCUCUGGAUCGCGAUGCGCGAAGGUGACGUUUACGCAUUAUGCCCCUUACUGCCUACGCAGUGGGCGCCACCGCCAACUCUAAUCCCAUCGCUCUCGAUCUCAAUAGUCGGGAACCUAGCGGCAGCCGAAGACGAUCCAAAUGUCUCCGAACAAGCGAAAUUAUUGGCGCAACAGCAACUGGAUUGGAUGUCAGACCUUGACAAUCAAGAACCGCGAGUUAUUGAGGGCCCCCCAGGAGAACCGCCCACGGAGAUAUUUACGCGCCCUACAAGGCCAGGCGUAGUUCCUCGCUUACAAGGACCUUUUGACCUAGAAUUGAGCCCAGAGAGCGAAGACGAUCUAGACACUGAGCUAACGGACAUUUUCGCAAUUGGUCAGAAACUUGAUACCGACGAGUUGAUGAUGGGUGAAGAUGAGGAGCUCGAGAUGGAGGAUGUUGAAGGGGAGGGCCUAUCUCUUUCCAUUGUCUGCUUACUUUCGUCGAGUGGUCAGCUACGAGUGUGCCUUGACCUAGACGGUGUACAAGCCCAAUGGCUUCCUCCCCGGAACAAAUCCAAGGCUAUGGGCCGCUUGACCGAAUCCCCAUCUUUACUAACAUUCCAAAGCAUGGACAUAUUGACUGAUCUAGAGGUCACAGAAGAUGGAUGGCCGAUGUUUAGUUCUGACGUCACUUCAAGAUAUUCUUUCUACAUCACCCAUCCCUCCAGCAUCACGCACAUAUCCUUAUCACCAUGGGUCUUUCGCCUGGAAAGUGAGCUCCAGGGCGAUUCGCAAGCUGGAUCUGAAUUUAGAAUUGAUUUGCUAGUUAACGCGCAAAGCUCGACUAGGGAGCGACUUUACACAGAUACAGCCCAGGGUGAAGGCCAGCUUCCACUAGCUGCCGCACUUGCGAUUCGCGACCCUGACCUUGGCUAUUUCUUGUUAUCUGCAACUCCAUUUGAUCCAAUCGCCUUGAUAUUUGACACGCCAGAUGACGACUUCGCCCCAAUCCGGUCUGACUCGCCCUCCUUUGACAAGGAUGCGGAAGUCCAACCCUUAGACUUUUACGAGCCCCGCCCUGUUUUCCAGCUAUCACACAUUUUCGAUGAAAGCUCGCAAUUACCAGCCCUGCUUGACCAAAUCCGUACAAGCCAUCACAAAACUAUAGUUAAUCAGGAAGUUCGGCUUUCGCCGGUCACAUUACAACUCUUUACCAAGGCGCAUAAGAUGGUUAGUAUGGAAACACAUAGGCUCGGUAUCGCGGCCUCCGAGGUAUUCCGACGAUGCGUUCAGCUGCAAACUGAACUUAGACAGCAAGUCACUAAAGCGAAUGAAGUUAAGGGUAGGGUUGAGGCUAUUACAGGGGAAGACCUGGACGAUGGCGAACCAGAGUCAAGUAAUGCCGCGAUAGAGAGGCGGCUGCAAAGCGCAAAAGAGAGGGGAGAGGCUCUCAACCGUCGAUUGGAGAAGAUGCGAAAGGUUGUCAGCAAGGCGACCAGUCGCGAAUUGAGCGAUAAGGAGAAGGCUUGGGUUAACGAAGUUCAAUCUCUUGAUAUAAGUUUGUUCGGAUCGACGACGCCAACAGAGGCGCCAACACGAAUCAAGCAGGCUAGGAGAAGGUUUGAGGAGGUCCAACGACUAAGGGAUGAACUUGUAGAGGAGGCGGAGAAACUAGGUGCAACGACUGGUGAAGGAGAAGAGGGCGUGACCACCCCGGCGGCUGACUUGCGGAUACCAUCGGAACUCCGAAAGGUUAAGAUAAAUCAAGUCAAGGGACUUAUCGAGCGUGAGACGGCUUUGGUAGAUGCAGUCAAAGCGCGACUCGAGCGAUUAUCAGUUGUUGGGUAGGUAGAAGUACGACAGGCAGGCGUGGCAGCGCUAGGAUACUCCUAGUCGAAGGAUGUAUCCCAUCAAGGAAUGUAAAAAAAAUGUGAUACUACUGUCUAAUAUGCAUCCAGUUUAGAAACAGGGCGAU